This is a messenger RNA of Drosophila hydei, 723 nucleotides long. RefSeq names its product V-type proton ATPase 16 kDa proteolipid subunit-like. Gene Ontology annotation, biological process: proton transmembrane transport. Gene Ontology annotation, cellular component: proton-transporting V-type ATPase, V0 domain. Gene Ontology annotation, molecular function: proton-transporting ATPase activity, rotational mechanism. The coding region runs from base 220 to 696 and encodes 158 amino acids. The record is from RefSeq and is a predicted model, not a curated record. The transcript has a single exon. NCBI's taxonomy places the organism in Eukaryota, Metazoa, Arthropoda, Insecta, Diptera, Drosophilidae.
GGAAUUCUCUCAAAUCAACUGCAUUUUUAAGUUCGUUUGUUAAAAAAACUAAAUGAAUUUCUUUGUGCUGUAUAGUGAGAAGGCAACUGAAGAAACUUAGGAAGAAAAAAUAAUUAAAGUGCUUGAUAAACAGUGCUCCAAAAACUGAACAGAAACUGCUUUAAGGACAGGAGUAUAAGCUAGACUGAUCAGGGGAAGCAAGAGACAAGACAGUUAGUUAUGAGCUCAUCGACUACGGAAGAUGAUAAGCCACCAUAUGCAUUAUUCUUUGGCGGAAUGGGCGCUGCCUCGGCCAUCAUAUUCUCCGCCUUAGGCGCAGCCUAUGGCACAGCCAAGUCCGGCACUGGGAUUGCCGCGAUGGCCGUCAUGCGGCCGGAGCUAAUCAUGAAGUCCAUCAUACCGGUGGUCAUGGCUGGCAUUAUAGCCAUCUAUGGCUUGGUCAUCUCUGUGCUGAUUGCCGGCGCGCUGUCGGAGGACUACACCAUCCGCAAGGGCUACAUUCAUCUGGCAGCUGGACUGUCGGUCGGUUUCUCCGGCUUGGCGGCAGGCUUUGCCAUUGGCAUUGUGGGCGAUGCCGGCGUACGCGGCACGGCACAGCAGCCACGCCUAUUUGUGGGCAUGAUACUGAUUCUGAUUUUCGCCGAGGUCUUGGGCCUGUAUGGCAUGAUUGUGGGCAUCUAUCUGUAUACCAAAUAAAAAUGUAUUUAAGAUCUUUGUGGUGGC